This is a messenger RNA of Dermacentor andersoni, 3306 nucleotides long. The record is from RefSeq and is a predicted model, not a curated record. Lineage: Eukaryota; Metazoa; Arthropoda; Arachnida; Ixodida; Ixodidae.
AUGUCCCUCGAGACCGGCGAGCCGCCAAAACUGUACGGCGUCAACUUCCAGCCGCCGGCACCGUUCGACUUCGCGAACCCGCCAACGUGGGCGACAUGGCUCAGCCGCUACGAAGACUACGCAGUGGUUUCAGGACUGACGAAAGCGUCGGAAGACACGCUGGUACGCUCGCUACUGUACUGCAUGGGCCCGGAGGCCCGCCCGCUUCUCGAGACUUUCUCGCUCGACGCCCAGUCUCUUCCUUCAUACCAAGCCGUUGCCACCCGCUUCACUGAGCACUUCGUGCACCCGGCAAACGAGCUUUACGAAUCGUCACGGUUCCACAGACGCGUUCAGCUGCCCGACGAAAGCGUCGACACGUACUACGCAGAACUGCGCAGGAUGGUCAAGCGCUGUAACUAUCCGUCUGCUGCUGUCGAGGAAAGGCUCGUACGCGACCGGUUCGUCGUCGGCCUCCGCGACUCCCGUCUCUCGGACCAGCUGUGCCGGAACGCGAAGUUGACACUACAGGACGCCUGGAGACAAGCCCGUCAAUCCGAAGACGCCGACAGGGAAAAGGCGUUGCCCCAGAACCGCACCGAGCACUCCCGCGAGCUCAACCUCGACGCCGCAAAAGCUAGCAAGUUCCCCUCUCGCCGCCGCUCCGCCGCUAAGCCUCGUUCGCCGCAGUCGCUAGCAGAGCGCUCACGCGAGCCGUCCACAUGUGAAUUCUGCGGCCGCGCGCCUCAUCGACGUUCAGACUGCCCGGCCCGUCGCUCCACCUGCAACUUCUGCAAAAAGAAAGGCCACUUUGCCGAAGUAUGCCGCUUGCGGAAGUUCAAGCAGUACAAGCUCAGCUCCGUUCACCUGCACGCCGUCGCGACGCCCGCCUCGGCAAAGUUCGUCGACGUCACCGUUGACGACUACACAGCGCAGUUCAAGGUCGACUCCGGAGCCGAAGUAUCUGCUGUUCCCAGCGACUUUCCUACCUUGCCUGCCACACUCGACCAAGUCGACACUCUGCUCACUGGCCCGGGAGGACAGCCACUGCGCGUGCUGGGCUCGUAUAUGGCACGACUUCAGUGGCAAGGGAAAACAAGCUCGACGCUGCACGCCGAGCUCUUCAAUGGAUUGGGAACCCUCAAGGACGAAUACAACAUCCGGUUGAAACCCGAUGCCGUACCUUUCUCGCUAAGCGUACCUCGCAGGAUCCCCAUUCCGCUGCUCGAGAUUGUCCGCCGCGUGCUGGACAAAUUGGAAAGCGCAGGCGUGAUCCGUAGGGUCGACAAGCCAACCCCAUGGUGCUCGGGUCUCGUCGUCGUCCGGAAAGGCGAUGGUUCCUACCGCCUCUGCGUCGACUUAACACAACUCAACAAGGUCGUCCUUCGUGAAAGACAUAUUCUGCCAACUGUCGAGCAAGUCCUUGGCCUCCUCGGCGAUGCAACAGUUUUUUCAAAGCUGGACGCGACCGCAAGCUUCCACCAGGUGAAGCUCGCUGAAGACUCCCAAGAGCUUACGACAUUUAUCACCCCAUAUGGCCGAUACUGCUUCUGCCGGCUCCCCUUUGGCAUCACCUCCGCACCCGAGUACUUCCAAAAGCAGAUGGCAAGAAUCCUGGAGGGCCAAGAAGGAGUCGCCAAUAUGAUAGACGAUAUUUUGGUUUUUGGACGCACCCGCCAGGAACAUGACGUCAGACUGAGCCAGGUGCUAUCUCGCCUUGCAAAAGCAGGUAUCACAUUGAACCAGGACAAGUGUCGUUUUGGGGUACCCGAGGUCUCCUUCCUCGGAGUUGUCGUCUCGGCACAGGGCAUCAGGCCAGAUCCGGGCAAGGUCGAAGCAGUCAAAGCCAUGGAAGCCCCAACGGACGUCGCUGGCGUUAGAAGACUGCUCGGAAUGCACGAGCAAAAGGCAGCGUUCGAGAAAAUCAAGGAACUCUUGACGUCAGACAGGUGCAUGGCCAAGUACCACCCGUCGUACGCCACUACGGUGUCUGCAGACGCAAGCUCAUUCGGACUCGGCGCAGUUUUGCUACAGACGCAACCCUCAGGAGAGCGCCGCCCAGUCGCAUUCGCUUCGAGGUCGAUGACCGAUACAGAGCAGCGUUACAGCCAGACUGAAAAAGAAGCUUUGGCAACGACGUGGGCUAUCCAAAGGUUCGACGAGUUCGUCCGUGGCAUCCCCUUCGACGUCGAGACUGACCACCUGCCACUCGUUUCGCUUCAGGGCAAGAUGGAACUGGACGUGUUGCCGCCUCGUAUUCAGAGACUACGGCUGAAGACCAUGCAAUACCAGUUCCGUAUGCUGCACGUGCCAGGAAAGCUGCUGGCCACAGCUGAUACGUUGUCGCGCAUCACCUACAAGCCACCCACUCCUCUAGACACUAUCGAACUUUUUGCAGCACAGGUAGUCGGCUGCACGUCGGAAGUCUUGCCACUCAGCCCUAAAGACGUGCGACAGGCACAAGAGUCCGAUGGCGAGUGCAAAGCCCUCGCUUCCUACUGCCAGAAUGGUUGGCCUAAAAAGACCACGAUACCACUGCACCUUACAAAGUACGCCUCGGUGGCAGACGAGCUCUCUGUCUGCGACGGUGUUCUGUUGAAGGGCGCCCGGUUAGUCAUCCCAUCGUCCCUUCGGCCAGCGGUCUUGACGCUGUUGCAUGAAGGUCAUCAGGGCAUCAACAGGACCAAAGCCCUAGCUCAGGAGUCAGUUUGGUGGCCCGGUAUCUCGACAGACAUCGCCUCUCUCGUUGCCAACUGUGAACAGUGCGCUUCCACCCGCGUGAACUUUGCCGAGCCCCUGCUCUCCACAGCCCUACCUGGACAUCCCUGGGAAUUCCUUGGAAUAGACUUGUUCCACCUCAACGGCCAGACGUUCAUCCUGGUGGUGGACUAUUACUCAAGGUUCCCUGAGGUGGUGACCCUGAGGAGCACGACAGCUCAGGCAGUCAUUGACGCUCUCAAAUCCAUCUUUGCCCGCCUUGGAAUCCCGCAACAAGUCAGGUCCGACAACGGCCCACCGUUCUCGUCGCAAGAGUUCGCGGCGUUUGCAGCGUCAUACGGCUUUAACCACAGGACCAGCAGUCCACACUACGCUCAAUCGAACGGAGAGGCGGAGAGGAUGGUGCGGACUAUCAAGGACCUGUUUCGCAAGUCAAAGGAUCCUUAUCUGGCUCUGCUCAGCUAUAGGGACACUCCAGGAGUCAACGGCUUUAGUCCAGCCCAGCUGUUGAUGGGACGUCAACUGAGAACCAGAGUCUCAAAGCAAGGCUCCCAGCUAUGUCCCAACUGGCCUCCAAUGAAAGAAGUCGUCGCCAAGGAUGCGUCUUAA